Molecule: messenger RNA, 1341 nt
Organism: Penicillium psychrosexuale
Lineage: Eukaryota; Fungi; Ascomycota; Eurotiomycetes; Eurotiales; Aspergillaceae
Exons: 4
Coding region: 1-1341 (446 amino acids)
Biological process (GO): transmembrane transport
Cellular component (GO): membrane
Molecular function (GO): ATP hydrolysis activity; ATP binding; ABC-type transporter activity
Source: RefSeq, a predicted model, not a curated record
AUGAGCGCAUAUGUUGCAAAACACCUACAGGGAAGACAAAAGGACUGGAGUGCUGCAACUCAGGAUCGCCUUUCAAUGCUCACCUCUAUCCUUGGGGGGAUUAAAAGUGUGAAGAUUCUAGGUCUCGAGCAGGCUGUCAGCCUCCUCGUGUCGAAUUUGCGGACCCGAGAGAUUGCGAGGUCGGUAAGCCUACGAUGGAUUAUGGUAGCAUACAAUGCCAGUGCUAAUACACUAGGGAUAUUCUCCCCGGUAUUGACGUUGAUCCUGUUUGCUGUCUCUCGCAACGCACAGGAUGUACUGAAUGCUGAUACCGUCUUUACCUCCAUUGCUCUUCUCGGCCUAGUCACCCAUCCGGCCAAUAUGGUGAUGACGAUAAUACCUCGUGCUAUUGCAUCUUUGGCAAAUUUCGAAAGGAUACAAGCCUACCUGACGCAAGGAUCGUUGGCAGAUGAGCGUAGCAAAGACAAACUGCAACCUGAUCGACGACUGGCAUUCGAAUUGGAAAAUGUUACCGUCCAACUCUCUAGCUCACAUUCAGUUCUUCGGAAUGUCAACUUUCAAAUGACCGAAGGUUCAAUUGCCAUAUGCUCAGGACCUAUUGGCAGUGGAAAGUCAGCCCUGGCAUUGACAAUUCUCGGAGAAAUCAACCUCACGGAGGGUAAGAUUACUGUUUCGGAUGAUAGUAUCGCAUUCUGCAGCCCUUCUGCCUGGCUUCCUAUUGCCUCCAUACGGGAUGUCAUUAGCGGACAAUCAAGUGAAUUUGAUGCAGACUGGUACCAGACUGUCAUCCAAGCCUGCAGUCUCAAUACUGAUUUAGAAUCCCUGGUUGAUGGAGAUAUGACAUGGGUUGGAAGCGGUGGCAUUAAUCUUUCUGGGGGACAACAAGCUCGCAUCGCUCUUGCUCGUGCGGUGUAUUCUCGCUGUCGUACUAUGAUCUUAGAUGACCCGUUCAGUGCGAUCGAUCCGGCAGUGGAGAGCCAAAUUGUCAAGGCAUUGCUUGGCCCUGAAGGGCUUCUGCGCAAAAUGGAAAGCACAGUCUUUCUCAUCACGCAUGGUACUAAGUAUUAUCACUUGGCCGAUAAGAUCGUUUUGCUCAAUGAAGGAGAAGUGCAAGUCUGCAGCCCCCCAGAUGCCACCCUUCAGGAAGACUCCCAAAUGAGAAAGAUGCCUGUUUCACAGAAGACACCUGAGGGUGAUCUAUCUGCAAAUAACAUCAAAUUCCAGACAGAUGGAACACGCAUAGAUGAUGCCGCUGCCGAUAAAUCAAGGAGAACCGGUGAUUUGGCGGUCUACGGUAAGUGCUGUAUCUACAGUGCUACACGAAUCCUGAGUGAGAUCUAA